Molecule: messenger RNA, 1903 nt
Organism: Megalobrama amblycephala (Wuchang bream)
Lineage: Eukaryota; Metazoa; Chordata; Actinopteri; Cypriniformes; Xenocyprididae
Gene: chek2
Product: checkpoint kinase 2
Exons: 15
Coding region: 163-1761 (532 amino acids)
Biological process (GO): protein phosphorylation; mitotic DNA damage checkpoint signaling
Cellular component (GO): nucleus; cytoplasm
Molecular function (GO): ATP binding; protein serine/threonine kinase activity; protein binding
Source: RefSeq, a predicted model, not a curated record
UUACUCUCGCUUCUGAUUGGCUGAAUGAUGUUAUGGGAAGUUCGUGGAUGGAAGCGAGUGGCUUUUCCCGGCAGAUUUGAUGAGCGGUUCACGUGGCCUGGCGCGUAACCAUCCCACUUACUACUUACUUUUCAAAAGAGGACUGUAUUAAGAGUGAAAAACAUGUCUGACGAACCUGGACCCAGUGGUCAAUCACAGUCCCAGAGCCAGUCCCAGAGCCAGUCCCAGAGCCAGUCCCAAACACAAACCCAAUCCCAACCUGGAUCCAGCUCCUCAUCUGCCCCAACAUCGUCAAGCCAGGGCUCUUCCUCAGGAUCAGGAACUCUAAGUUCUGUGGAUACAUUACCUGUACAAGAACUCCAAUCUAUUCCUGAAGACCAGGAGGAAGCCCAGCCUCAGGUGUGGGGCCGGAUCAUUCCCCUGAUGCAAGGAUUCAGUGUGUUCAAUUGCACAGAAAACCAGUAUAGCUUUGGAAGGGAUAGAGCAUGUGAUUAUACGUUCUCCAACUCCUUUUUAAAAAAAUCAGCACAUUUCAACACAUACAGCAAGAAACACUUUAGGAUUUUUAAGGAUGAAAAUCUGGUCUACCUCGAGGACCUCAGCGGGAACGGCACGUGGGUGGAUGAUGAAAAAUUAGGACAGGGAAAGCAACGACUUCUUAGCAAUAACUCAGUUAUUGCCCUUGCAGAACAAAAACAUCAAGUUUUUAUGUUCAUAGAUAAGAUGGGGAACGAUCAACCGAACCUUCCUUUAGAGUUCAGCAAAAAAUAUCAUAUUGCGCGAAAGAUUGGAACAGGCGUCUGUGGUGAAGUGAAGCUCGCCAUUGAGAAGGAAACCUGUAAAAAAGUUGCACUGAAAACUAUAAACAAACAUGACUUCCCAUCAAUAGGGACGGCCACACGGAAUGCCGAACGGGAAAUUGAAAUUUUAAAGAAAAUUGAUCAUCCGUGCCUGAUCAAGACAGAAGAUUUCUAUCAGACAGAAGAGUCCUACUACAUUGUUUUGGAGUAUAUUGAAGGAGGAGAGCUGUUUGGCAGGAUCAAGGCCAAGAAACAGCUGGAGGAAGAAAUCGCUAAACUCUAUUUUUAUCAGAUGCUCAGGGCUGUGGAGUAUCUCCACAAUAACGGGAUCAUUCAUCGAGAUCUCAAACCUGAGAAUGUUCUGCUGGCUUCACAUGACGACAUCUGUUUGAUUAAGAUUACGGAUUUUAAUCAGUCCAAGAUUUUGGAGGAAUCCUCCCUGAUGAAGACGCUCUGUGGGACACCCACAUAUCUCGCCCCGGAGGUGUUCACACAUGCUGCGACUGUAGGAUAUACAAAAGCAGUAGAUUAUUGGAGCCUGGGGGUCCUACUGUUCAUCUGUUUGGGUGGUUAUCCUCCCUUUAACACCGAGUGCUCCACCAUGACCGUGCGUGAGCAGAUCAUUAACGGCCAUUAUCGCUUCAUCCCGUCUCAGUGGAAGAAGGUUUCAAACGAAGCCAAAGAUUUGAUCAAGAAGCUCCUGGUUGUGGAUCCUCAAAAGCGUCUGAGUGUUGAAGAUGCACUGGAACAUCCGUGGUUGAAAGAUGAUGAGAUGAGAAAAACUGCAAACCAACUAAUGAACCCUGAAAACCAACCUAUGCUCCCUGAAAACCGUCCAGCGCAUCCUGAAAACCAACCGAUGGGCCCUGAAAACCGACCAAUGCGUUCUGAAACAUCCAAGAAACGCAAGGCACAAGAGGGAGAGGGUGAACCAUCAUCCAAGAGGAAACCUGGGCCUUGAGGUUCACACACUUUUAUUUCCUGGUGGCAUUUUAAAAGCUCUUUCAUUUGACUAAUUAAUCCUAAACGUCUAACACUGUACUGCUCUUGUAAAUAUGUAUUUGUACCAUUUCCUUCCAACAAUAAAAUGCUUUUACAUUUUC